This is a messenger RNA of Diaporthe batatas, 1104 nucleotides long. RefSeq lists its product as uncharacterized. Lineage: Eukaryota; Fungi; Ascomycota; Sordariomycetes; Diaporthales; Diaporthaceae. The transcript is spliced from 2 exons. The record is from RefSeq and is a predicted model, not a curated record. The coding region runs from base 322 to 909 and encodes 195 amino acids.
GAAAAACCUGGGUACACGUGUAGAUCGCCGUGCAAAGGAUCAAGCACUUAUUUGAGAUCCACAGCACUUGAGCUUGGCAUGACUGAUGCGGCCACAUCAAUCGCGCCGCACCAAGGCCGGUUGUGAGCACAGCAGCAUCCAGUCACUUAUUACCCCGCCGUUUAGAUCGUGACCCUCAGAGUGCACAUGUGCCGUUGCCACGACUACAAAAGGACACCACCACCACUCCCAAACAUAAGCUAAACCCUUGCUUUCAUUGUCGCGGCAGCACAGGCAGACCGCAAACCGCCCAGGUAACCGAUUCUUGUUGUCAGCUACACAAUGUCUUCUUUCAAGAUCACAGCAUCUCCCAACACAGACAUCUGGCGGAAGCCACCUUCCACGGACGUCUUCAACGCCCCCCGAGGCGCCGCCGCCGAUGCCAAGACCACAGCGCCGCUGUCGUCCUUCAAGUCGGCCCGCGUGUCGUUCCUCCUCCACCCCAAGGAGCAGUACGACCAGGCCGGGCUGGUGCUGUCCCUCAAGUCCCCUGGCGCCGCCGGCCCCUUGCCCGCCGACUCCCCUCCCAAGUGGCUCAAGACUGGCGUCGAGUACUACAACGGCGUGCCCAAGGCGGCGACCGUUGCCUGCGACUCUUGGGCUGACUGGAGCCUGUCGGAUGUCAAGGGCAAAGAGGGCGACUGGGUCACGGUUCAUGUGGAGAACGGGACAGACGUCCUGGGGAAGAGCUUGUGGAUCUACCAGGUCGUCAACGGGGAGAAGAUCCCCAUGAGGGAGGUGUGCUGGGUCUUUGGCCUCGGUGACCCAGGCAAAUGGGAGCUCAGCGUCGAGGCUUAUGCUUGUCGGCCGGCAAAAGACGCUGCUGACCUUGUGGUGGAGUUCAAGGAUUUCGAUGUGCAGUGGGUCUAGACUUUGAUGGUCUCCAUACAUUUGUACGAUGGCACAACUUGGAGGGAGAAGAUCGAGAGCACGUCGCGAUAUGGAACCAGGUUGAAUCAGCCUCAAACAUCUUAAGAUGUACGAGUGCAUGGAGAAUGAAUCCAAGGGUCAUGAUCAAUACUGUGUUCGAUAGGGUACCCUAGCAGCAAGCUUGUUAGUCCUGUG